Messenger RNA from Setaria italica (foxtail millet), 1512 nucleotides. Its product is annotated as probable auxin efflux carrier component 5a. The transcript is spliced from 5 exons. Gene Ontology annotation, cellular component: plasma membrane; endoplasmic reticulum. Gene Ontology annotation, molecular function: auxin efflux transmembrane transporter activity. Gene Ontology annotation, biological process: auxin export across the plasma membrane; auxin polar transport. The record is from RefSeq and is a predicted model, not a curated record. The coding region runs from base 198 to 1292 and encodes 364 amino acids. NCBI's taxonomy places the organism in Eukaryota, Viridiplantae, Streptophyta, Magnoliopsida, Poales, Poaceae.
CACACACGCUGCCCCUCACACUGCAGAUCCACUCGCACUGUUCCUUUGCGAUCGACUAAGUACAUACACAUAGCUCAAUUUUCUGCUAGCUACGAUCGAGUUCAUCAGCUACACUGCAAGCUAGAGAGAGGAUCGGAGGAGAGAGAGGCAGAGCUAGAGAGAAUAUAAUCGAUCGAAGCACACGUACGCGGGACGAGAUGAUCGGGUGGGGCGACGUGUACAAGGUGGUGGCGGCGACGGUGCCGCUCUACUUCGCGCUGUUCCUGGGGUACGGGUCGGUGCGGUGGUGGCGCAUCUUCACGCGGGAGCAGUGCGACGCCGUGAACCGGCUGGUGGCCUUCUUCGCGCUGCCCUUCUUCACCUUCGAGUUCACGCUGCACACGGACCCGUUCCAGGUCAACUACCGCGCCGUCGCCGCCGACGUCAUCUCCAAGGCGGUCAUCGUCGCCGUCAUCGCCGUCUGGGCCCGGUUCGCCGCCGCCAAGGGCGCCGGCUCCGCCGCCGGCUGGUCCAUCACCAGCUUCUCCCUCUCCACGCUUACCAACUCGCUCGUCGUCGGCGUGCCCCUGGCCCGGGCCAUGUACGGCGAGUGGGCGCAACAGCUCGUCGUCCAGCUCUCCGUCUUCCAGGCCAUCGUCUGGCUCACGCUCCUGCUCUUCGUGCUUGAGGUCAGGAAGGCCGCCAUCGGCAUGUACGUCGCCGCCGAGCCGCCGGUCAAGGACGUCGAGGCGGCCAGCGCCGACGCCGCGCCCGCCGCCGCCGCUGUCGUCGUCGUCCCCGUCGCCAGCGGCAAGCCGUCGCUCUGGGCGCUCGUCAAGGUGGUGGCACACAAGCUGUCGCGCAACCCCAACACCUACGCCAGCUUCGUCGGCAUCACCUGGGCUUGCGUUGCCAACAGGCUGCACCUCGAGCUGCCCAGCGCCUUCGAAGGCUCGGUGCUCAUCAUGUCCAAGUCGGGCACAGGAAUGGCCAUGUUUAGCAUGGGGUUGUUCAUGGCGCAGCAGGAGAAGGUGCUGGCGUGCGGGCCGUGCUUUGCGGCGCUGGGCCUCGUGCUCAAGUUCGCGCUCGGCCCGGCCGCCAUGGCCAUCGGCUCCAUCGCCGUCGGCCUCCGCGGCGACGUCCUCCGCGUCGCCAUCAUACAGGCUGCAGUACCUCAAUCCAUCACAUCAUUUAUAUUUGCAAAAGAAUAUGGGUUGCAUGCUGAUGUUCUCAGUACGGCGGUUAUUUUUGGGAUGCUUGUCUCCUUGCCAUUGCUAGUUGGUUUUUAUAUUGUUUUAGAGUUAAUUAGAUAGACGAGGGUGCAUAGCCUUAAGCCUAAUGACGAAAUACGUUCUUCUCUUGAAGCUGACAACAAGUGCUAAGAAACGCCUCCUGCUUUCUUUCCUCAUUGCAUAAAACGGCAAGAGUUACUGAGUAAUAUCAAAUAUGUUUUAACAUGUAUUAUGUAAGAAGAAUGCCUAUUCAUUCUGUUAUUAAAAUGAAUGUGCAGCAAGCAGAUUUGGUUUUGAGUUU